UCUUAUUGAAGAGGUCUAACUUGAGGUCUUUACUCUCUUAAACCCAUAAACAAAUAAAUCCAAACAAAUUUAGGUACCUUUCAUUAUGCUCGUUUUAACUACAUCUUUGAUUGCUUCUUAAAAAGACUAAAAACGUAUACUAAUUAUCUAAAGAUGAUGCCGUGAGUUACACACAAAGGUUUUCAAAUCUGCGUAUGAUUUUGUUUUCGGUUGUUUCAUUUAUAUUAGUACAGAUUACUAAGCAAUCAUACCUUGUGUACUAAUUUAGAUCUGCCAAAAUAAUUUUUUUCAUUUACUUUGUAAUAAAACUUUUUUAAUUUGAAUAUUUAAUGACAAUUCCCCGCUCCUAAUUUAUCAAAAUAAAAAGCUAACCUCUACUCCAUCAAAUCAAUAAAAUAUCCAACAUAAGUAGGGGUGUUCAAUCCGGUAAAACCGAACCAAUUAAAACCGAACCGAACCGAAAUAGAAAAAAUGGUUUGAAUUUGGUAGUACCGAAUAUACCGAAUGAAUGUCAUUUUUAAGAAACCGUGGUAUAUGGAUAUGGUUUGGUAUAUAAACCGAUCAAACCGAAUAAACCGAUCAAUUAAAAUAUAAAGUAUAAGUAUAUGUAAAUUAUAUAAUAUAAUUAAUAAUAUAUACCUAAUUUAUUUUAUUGGUAUGAUCUUCCUACUUAAAUGUUUAUUUUAGUUAUUUAAUAUUUUAUUUUAAGUUCAAAUUUUUUUUAUCAAAUUAAAAAACAUAUUUUUUACUUUUUUGUUUAAUAGUAUUAUGGAUUACUGAUAUUUCUUACUUAUAUUCCAUAAAACUAUUACUGUUAUUAAAUAAAUAUGUUUACUGAUUAUUUAAAUAGUAAAAAAAAAAAUUAUUUAAAAACUAAAAUAUCGCCAUGUUAUAAUUAAAUUUAAAGCCGAUAUCUAAUCUUAUAAAGUAAAAUUCACAAAAUAUUUUAAAAAAUAAAUAUAUUUACGGUUUUUUUGGUAUAAAACCGAAUAAACCAAAAACCGACGGUAUAUAAAACGAACCAAAUCAUAUUAAAUAUAGUUUUAAUAUGGCAGAUAUUUUUUAUAAACCGAAACACCGAAAAACCGAAAAAACCGAACCGAAACCGAACCGAUAUCCGGAUUGAACACCCCUAAACAUACGUGAUUCCAAUUUCAAAAGAUUAAAGAAAUAAGAAACAAAACAUAUUAACUUGAUCACUAACAUAUUAAAUGGCUACACUAACUACCAAAACCACACGCAUUAUUUUCCUUAUGAGUUAGCUCUUCUUAUAUGGUUUAGAAUAUAUGCUAAUGCAAACGCUCUCUAUCUCACAUUCUUUACUCUCAUCACUCAUACGUUUAUGCUCUUCAAAGUUUCAUUUCUCCAAUGGCGUCCUCGAUCACUUCCUCCGAUCAUCGGCUUCCCAUGAGCAAGAGACGAUUAAAGUCACUGAGUCUUAGAGAUUACCUUCUUGAUGAUCUCAGCUCUUCUUGCUCAUCCAACGGCUUCAAAUCCCUCCCUCGUCUCCUCGACGCCGAGAUCAAACGGUCCGGAAUACUCCACCGCAAACGGCGUUCUAACUGCGGGCUGGCGUUUAGUCACGCCGUUAAGAAAGCUUCCACGGCGGUACUCAGCGCCGUUAAACUCUUGCCGUUCCCUUCCUCCUCCGUUAAACCUCCUUCUCCGUCUCGAAAGAAAGGGAUGUUCUCGAGGAGCUUCUCUAGAAACCUCUGGAAAAAACUUUCUCACCGUGAAGUUAAUAACGUCGACGACGGAGAGAUUGAACGGAGAACGGAGGGACGUGAACAGAAGAUCCAACGAGGGAGAUCAUUGACAUUCGGUGAGUUUCUGAAAGAGAGUCUAGACCAACCGUCCAAUGCAUCAUUUUCCGGUGAAGCGACGUUGUCAAACUCCACCGGUGGUGACUCGACGAGUGUUGGCAGCGAGUUGUUCACGAACUCGGAGGUGACUCAGUCGAGUGGCGAAUCUGAGACGUCGAAGGAAAACGACGCCGUGGGAGAUGAGAGGGAGGAGACAACAAACAGAGUAGUAGUUAUGAUGAGUGGGGAUUGUGUAGGGUCACUCGUCAGUGACAGAUCGUCUGUCAACGACAACAGAGAGGAAUGCGUGAACGAAGAGAAAGAACAACUCAGUCCGAUAUCUAUCUUGGAAUGUGCAUUCCAAGAUAAUGUAGUAACUCCUCAUUCGCAUCAAAAAGUACUUACAGAAACCCAUGGGAAGAAGCUAUUGAGGAAGAGUAGAAGAUUUGAGACUUUGGUACGACUUGUGCCUGUGGAUUUAGAGAAACGUAUAGAGCAAGAUGUUGAAAGACAAGAUUAUGACUCUCAUCCCAUGGUCGAAACCGAAGAAAAUCAAUCCGAAAACCGAGCAACCCGUUUGUUUGCUUUACUGAAGUCUAGAUUGACUGAGGAACUGAGCCAGUUACUGGCGUCUCAGAAAGUAGACAAUCUUUUGCUAGAUUUUUUCAGAGAAGACGGGAAUACUGACACAAGAGACGAGCAUAAGUUAGUGAAGAUUGUUGAAGAAUGGCUGAUGAGGAGACAAGAAGAAGAAUAUAUGUUUAUGAGUUGGGAAGUGGAAGAGAAGAGAGAGAUUUAUGUGAAGGAAAUGAAAUGGGGUUUUAUCAAUGGUGAUGAGCAAGACUAUGUAGUUGAAGAGUUGGGGAAUGGUUUUGUUACUUCCUUGAUUGAUGAACUUAUUCUUGAUUUAUCACUGUGAGAAUAAGAUUUUUUGUCACAUGUUCGUUGCCGUUCACUAGAGUCUAUAUUUUAAAAUUUUUGUCAAUAUGUAUUCAGUGGCGGAGCAUGAUUUUGACUUGACAUGGGGAUUGGUUAAAAAGAUAUACAAUUGAGACUUGAACUUAA
Molecule: messenger RNA, 2867 nt
Organism: Brassica napus (rape)
Lineage: Eukaryota; Viridiplantae; Streptophyta; Magnoliopsida; Brassicales; Brassicaceae
Exons: 3
Coding region: 1369-2721 (450 amino acids)
Source: RefSeq, a predicted model, not a curated record